Molecule: messenger RNA, 699 nt
Organism: Lingula anatina
Lineage: Eukaryota; Metazoa; Brachiopoda; Lingulata; Lingulida; Lingulidae
Product: hypoxanthine-guanine phosphoribosyltransferase
Biological process (GO): hypoxanthine metabolic process; IMP salvage; GMP salvage
Cellular component (GO): cytosol
Molecular function (GO): magnesium ion binding; hypoxanthine phosphoribosyltransferase activity
Source: RefSeq, a predicted model, not a curated record
GUCAGAGAGGUCAACUAAAUGAAAGCAAGCAUGGCUGGGAAUGACUGUGUAGUGAUCCCUGACGACUGGCAGGGUUACAAGCUGGACCUGUUCUGUAUCCCCAAACACUAUGAAGAUGAUCUGGAGGAUAUUAUGAUUCCUUCAGGACUUAUAGAUGACAGAGUGGAGAGACUGGCGCGGAAUAUCUGCCAAGACUUCGGCCAUGCUGACCACUUGGUGGCGCUGUGUGUGCUGAAAGGAGGCUACAAAUUCUUCGCAGAUCUACUGGACAAGAUAAAACAGUUAAACAGGAACAUCGAACAUUCAGUGCCCAUCUCCAUUGACUUUAUCAGGGUUAAGAGUUAUGUGGAUGACCAAACAAGCGAUGAAGUUCAAAUCCUAGGAGUGGAUAACCUGGAUAAUAUCACAGGAAAGAAUGUGUUGAUAGUGGAAGACAUAGUGGAUACAGGGAAGACAAUGGAAAGGUUACUAAAACACCUAGAACAGUAUAAACCCAAGAGGGUUAGGGUCACCAGUUUAUUAGUAAAAAGAACCAAAGGCAGCACAGGAUACAGACCAGAUUAUAUAGGCUUUGAGAUACCAUGUCGGUUUGUCGUAGGGUACGCACUUGACUAUAACGAGCAUUUCAGGGACCUAGGGGGAGUGAGAGGAACCCGAGAUAGAGAACAGGAUGGUGGAGACUCUUGCCAUUUAAUUUAA